Messenger RNA from Daucus carota subsp. sativus, 1471 nucleotides. RefSeq lists its product as uncharacterized. The transcript has 5 exons. NCBI's taxonomy places the organism in Eukaryota, Viridiplantae, Streptophyta, Magnoliopsida, Apiales, Apiaceae. The coding region runs from base 219 to 1238 and encodes 339 amino acids. The record is from RefSeq and is a predicted model, not a curated record.
AAAGUAGUUUUUAGCACAUUAUUUCCACAAGCAGAGUCCAAUAAAGUCACCUCAGUGUCACACAGUCACCGCCGCAACUUCCUUUCUCGAUUCCCACAACACUUUCCCAAUAUUCCAAACCCACGCGCCUCCCUAUCCACCCUCACGCGCCGCCGCCCCUCUCCCAGAUCCCAAAAGAAGUCACUUUAUGAAUACAGAACCUUCCAGUAGUGCAAACCAUGGGUGGAAUAACAUCGUCAAUAGCUGCUAAGUUCGCCUUUUUCCCGCCAACUCCGCCGUCGUACACGGUGGUCGGCGACGGCGGCCGUCUCUUGAUCCCCGAGGUUCCCCGGAGAGAUGAGGUGGAUGUGUUGAAGCUGAGGACACGGCGUGGGAAUGAUAUUGUGGCUGUGUAUAUUAAGCAUCCUAAAGCUACAGCUACUUUGCUUUAUUCUCAUGGAAAUGCAGCUGAUUUGGGCCAGAUGUUUGAGCUUUUCGUCGAGUUGGGCCUCCGUCUUCGCCUCAAUAUUAUUGGGUAUGAUUACUCUGGAUAUGGACAAUCAACUGGAAAGCCGUCUGAAUGUAAUACCUACGCAGACAUUAAUGCGGUAUAUAAAUGUCUGAAGGAAAAGUAUGAAGUAAGAGAUGAGCAACUUAUUUUAUACGGCCAGUCUGUUGGUAGUGGUCCAACUCUUGACCUGGCAUCACAUACUCCGAACCUGAGAGGUGUAGUACUGCAUAGUCCAAUUUUGUCUGGCUUGAGGGUAUUGUAUCCUGUCAAACGAACAUAUUGGUUUGAUAUUUACAAGAAUAUUGACAAAAUUGGCCUGGUGAACUGUCCAGUCCUUGUUAUACAUGGGACUGCUGAUGAGGUUGUUGAUUGCUCUCAUGGGAAGCAACUUUGGGAGCUUUGUAAGGAGAAGUAUGAGCCAUUAUGGGUAAAUGGUGGUGGGCAUUGCAAUCUCGAGCUCUAUCCUGAGUUCAUUAAACAUCUGAAAAAAUUUGUGAUGAACCUUAACAAAACAAAAGGCCCCGCAAAUGGUUCCAAGAAAACUGCAGCGGACUCUGACAAACCAAGUAAGGCAUCAGAAAGUGGUACAGCAGACACAGUUGAGCUUAAACCAAACCCUCCAGAAGUCUCUAGGAACAGUUUAGAUAGUCGACUUGAGAAAUCCAAGAAAUCAUACAAGCCUGAGAAAUCACGGAUGAGCACCGAUCUUGUUGAUAUGUUUAGGAGAAAAAAGGCCGUGCUCUGGUGAUUCUUAUGUGACGAGUGUGAUAAUUACCACUUUGUAUCAAUGAGUCGCCCUUUAUAUUCAAGUUAAAAGGUUUAGUGUGAUUUACACCAUAUUUCCCUUUAAGUUAAUCUGUAUGUCCUCAGAGAUAUAUCUUUAUAGACCACUGUAUAUAGAGUCAUAGACUGUGUUCCUGUUUCGAUCUUUCUUCCCCAUGUAAAAUGGACUCUCCUCUAGUGUGAAAAAUUUCCGCAGUC